Archocentrus centrarchus (flier cichlid) is the source of this 848-nucleotide messenger RNA. RefSeq lists its product as uncharacterized. Bases 93 to 848 code for a protein of 251 amino acids. NCBI's taxonomy places the organism in Eukaryota, Metazoa, Chordata, Actinopteri, Cichliformes, Cichlidae. The transcript is spliced from 5 exons. The record is from RefSeq and is a predicted model, not a curated record.
GAGAGACACCGUAUGGUUUGGCACAACGUGGAGUUCUCUGUUGUAAUAACACCUUGUACGAGGAUAGAGAAGAUGGAGAGGAAUGUUCAGAGAUGGGUUUUCCUUACAACCCGGCUAAAGGGACUAUGUGUUGUUCUCAGUUUCAUGGCAGCCCUGGACAACACUGCUGUGGGACAGAAAUUUACCGUCCUCAUACUGAGAUCUGCUGCAACGGACACAGACAUCCCAAAUCAGAAAACAUUCACUGCUGUGGGGUUAAAGCGUACAACAUUAAAGACCCACAGAUGAAGUGUUGUGCAGGAACGCUGUACAAUCUGACGGUAUUAGAGAAGCAUGGAGGGGGCGGCCAGUGCUGCGGAUCCAUUCUGCAAAAGCCACAGGACAUUUGCUGCUCAAGCGAGGACAAAGAGGUGCUCUACUCUGCCAAGACAGGUUUCAGAUGCUGUGGUCACCUCUACUACAGCACCACCCUGUGGUCGUGCUGUGCUGGGAGGCUGAGAUCAAUCCACAAACCAGGACAGGAUCAGAGAAAGAUGAUUAACGAAUCCAGACUUCUAUCUGUGAAUAUUUUGAAUAAUAAUGAUAUUUGCAAAGAAAUGCACAUCGGGACUGUGGAAAGUGUGUCUCUGCAUAGCAUUGUGUUCAGGAGCGUGCUGAAGAUCUGUGGGGGGACAAUAAUGAAAGCUCUGCCUUUGCCUCACAUCCUGAACACAGAUGAUCCCUGCAGCUCCCCUAAACUGAUUCCUGGGAAGACCUACUUCUUUAACAAAGUUCAUGUUUUCACUGAUUUCAACCACAACUCUGUUCUUCAGUCACUCCAUUUCAUUAUUUCCAAGUGUUCACCUUAA